This is a messenger RNA of Brachypodium distachyon (stiff brome), 1797 nucleotides long. RefSeq names its product AT-hook motif nuclear-localized protein 19. The record is from RefSeq and is a predicted model, not a curated record. Bases 579 to 1367 code for a protein of 262 amino acids. Lineage: Eukaryota; Viridiplantae; Streptophyta; Magnoliopsida; Poales; Poaceae. The transcript is spliced from 2 exons. Gene Ontology annotation, cellular component: nucleus. Gene Ontology annotation, molecular function: minor groove of adenine-thymine-rich DNA binding; DNA-binding transcription factor activity.
UGUAGAACAAGUACAACUAGAAUGUACCCAUCAACACACCUCAUGCACUCCCUCCCCUCCAUGACAAAGCUAGGCACCAACAAGCAAGUCUUCCUCCUCCAUCUCUCUUCCUAUAUAUGACACUGAGCUAGCUGCCUCAGCAGGCAGUAGCAUCGCAUGUAGACCAAGAAAAGAAGAAAGGAAAAAGAGAAACAAGCAGCAAGAAAUUAAGGAGAGAUCGAUUGAGAGGAGGAGCUGGCUAGUCGGGAUCUUCUUCCUGGAUCGGUAAUAAGGCCUAAUCGAUCUAUAGAUCGACCUUGCUUCCUCUACCCGUGGGCGAUCGAUUGAGCGCGAGGUAACUAACUGGUCUGUACGUGCAAGAACUCAGAAGAACCCAUCGAGAAGGAAGAAGGAAUUGAAGCAAGCACUGAUUAAGCUAGGUUAGGAGGUAGAGAUCGAAUUCGAAGCUGGCCAACAACAACAGGUGGUGGGACGAAGGGCGGCUGGGCCUCCCGCUGUCCGCGGAGGCGCCGCCGCCGCCACCAAUAAGCCUCUCCAGCUCCAGCAACAACAACCCCAACCCGGCGGCCACAACAACCAUGGCGGCCAAGCAGGCCGACGGGGAGCACAGCGGCGGCGGAAUCAGCGGCCACGACGACGAUCCGGAGCCCAAGGAAGGCGCUGUCGUCGUCCCCGCGAACCGGCGCCCGCGAGGCCGUCCCCCGGGGUCCAAGAACAAACCCAAGCCCCCAAUCUUCGUGACCCGGGACAGCCCGAACGCGCUGCGCAGCCACGUCAUGGAAGUGUCCUCCGGCGCCGACAUCGCGGACUCCAUCGCGCACUUCUCCCGCCGCAGGCAGCGCGGGGUGUGCGUGCUCAGCGGGGCCGGCGCCGUGGCCGACGUCGCGCUGCGGCAGCCGGCGGCCCCCGGCGGCGCCGUGGUGGCGCUCCGGGGCAGGUUCGAGAUCCUCUCCCUCACGGGCACCUUCCUCCCCGGGCCCUCACCGCCGGGGUCCACGGGGCUGACUGUCUACCUUGCCGGAGGGCAGGGGCAGGUGGUCGGGGGCAGCGUCGUCGGCACGCUCACCGCGGCGGGGCCUGUCAUGGUGAUCGCGUCCACUUUUGCUAACGCGACUUAUGAGAGGUUGCCUCUGGAUGACGAAGCUGAGGAGGAUCGGCAUGAAUUAGCUGGAAGGGGCGUGCCGGGUAGUACUGGGCAGAUGGCUCCUGGUGUUCCGCCGAUGAUGAUGGGGGAUCACUCGGCGGGGAUGAGUAUGUAUGGCCUGCCGGCGAGCCUGAUGCCGGGGGGAGGCGGCGGGCAUGCGCAGGCGGCGGCGGAGCAGGGGAUAAAUGCAUGGGCGCCGCAGCAUGCACGGCCGCCCUACUAGCGUUGGGAGGAUGGACGGGAACAGGAGCCGUCCAUGUGUCGACGUUUCCGAGCAUCCAUCGAUCGACCGAUCCAUCGAAGGAGAGAGAUCGAGCUCCCUCCUCGAGACUCCAUCCUGCAAAUAAUUAAGGGGCUUGCAUAUUUCCAUCUAGCAGCAGCAGCAGCUGUUAAUUAGAAUCUUGCUUAACUUGGUCUCAAAUCAAAUCAAAUCAAAUCAGCAUCAUCAGUUAUAGUACCACUUCGUAGUAGCUAGUAUGGUAAAAUUAAGGUCUCUAAAUGUAUGACUCUUGAUUAAUAUUAGUAUACGUCUGAUUGCAUGUAUCCUCGUUCACAAAUUAAGUUCAGGUUAAAACGAUCUCAUCUGUCUCUGAGGUGUUUUUUUGUUUAUUCCGGAGGGGAAUGAAUGGUGAAUAUAUCUACUCUACCUUGUA